UUCCCUGUGAUUGAGUGAGGUUAUAUCGUGAUUGGAAUAAGACAUUAUCGACUCAGUGAUGGCAGACAAACUAACGGCUUGGAUUGUGUGACCUUCUGGUAUCUGCACGAGGUUUGUGGGAGCUCGCCGAGGCUGGAUGAUGAUGACGAACCAUAGUCAAGCAUACUGCACAAAGGAAGUAUGGACAAUCGUAUGUAUGGUUCUUAUGGGCCACGUACAAGCUCAAUCUGGACUACCUAUAUCACGACUCCUUCGUCGUUUUCUGGAAACCAUUACACAGGAAAGUGCACCAAAGACAAUUGACGAGCUCAUCUUCAGUGCUGCAGCUCAUCCAGUCGUGCUAUCCAGUCCACUUCCGUCAAACUUAGGGGUAGCUAAUAAUGACAACAUGAUGUUGGUUGAGUACGACAUAUUGAUGCCAGUAGGACAAUACCAACAGGCUUACGAGAGCUCACAACAAAAUGGAACCAGUGUCCGGAAAAAAAGAAAAGUGCCAACAGCAAAUAAUCUGAUUUGGGACAAUCACGAGGUUCUUAUGGCGAUAGAUAAAGAAUCUAAAUUCACUACAGCACAAGUCAAACUAAUACACGAAGCCAUUGAGGAAUGGCAGCAGAAGACGUUUGUCCGGUUCAGAUCGCCGACGCCAUACGACAUCCACGUCAAAAAACUACCGUUCGUGUUUAUACGUAACGGAACAGGGUGUUCCUCACCAUUAGGGAGGAAUCCUAUGCUUACAAAAGGGACUGUGAAAUACCAGCCAAUAAACCUAGCGCCUCCGUGUCGUGUGAGACAUAUAAUAGCCCACGAGAUAGGGCACGCACUGGGCAUGGUCCACGAGCAGUCUCGGCCCGACAGAGACGAAUACCUGAACAUCGAAUGGACUAACGUACAGACGAGUAUGAGACACAACUUCCAGAAGUUUAACAAAGCUGUCUCGUCCUCACGAGACGUACCUUAUGACUACACAAGUCUAAUGCAUUACGGUCCAAUGGCGUUUUCGACGAACGGUUCUCCGACAAUGCGGACUAAAAAUCCCAAAUAUCAGGACUUGAUAGGGAAGGCGACCCGUAUCAGCUUCCAAGAUGCUCUCGUUGUCAAUAUAUUAUACAAAUGUUUUAGCAGGACGAAACCCAUCCUGAGAUCCAGAAUUAAAAACUAAAAGGACGUUAAAGAUUUAUUUUCCAAAACUAAGUAGCAUGCAUGAUCGAUAUCCAGCGUUUACGCUCACUUACGCUCACUUACGUUCACUUACGCUCACUUACGCUCACUUACGCUAUCUGCACGCUCAGAGCGUACGUGAGCGUAACCCCUGGAUAUCGAGGAUGGGUAACAUGUUGUCAAAGGUGUUAGGGUUUUAGGAAUUUCUUCAUGCAGUUUACAUAUGUAGGACAUUUAAACCAGCGAUACCGGUGAUGCUGAAGAGCUACAAUCGACAUAAAAUUCAAUAGAUGUUUGUAAACCAACAGUGUUUGUCGAAAUAAAUAAUGUG
Molecule: messenger RNA, 1489 nt
Organism: Mizuhopecten yessoensis (Yesso scallop)
Lineage: Eukaryota; Metazoa; Mollusca; Bivalvia; Pectinida; Pectinidae
Product: protein SpAN-like
Exons: 9
Coding region: 137-1159 (340 amino acids)
Biological process (GO): proteolysis
Molecular function (GO): zinc ion binding; metalloendopeptidase activity
Source: RefSeq, a predicted model, not a curated record